Anthonomus grandis grandis is the source of this 680-nucleotide messenger RNA. It is a transcript of the gene Ak6, whose product is annotated as adenylate kinase isoenzyme 6. Gene Ontology annotation, molecular function: AMP kinase activity; ATP hydrolysis activity; ATP binding. NCBI's taxonomy places the organism in Eukaryota, Metazoa, Arthropoda, Insecta, Coleoptera, Curculionidae. The transcript is spliced from 4 exons. Gene Ontology annotation, cellular component: cytoplasm; nucleus. Bases 91 to 645 code for a protein of 184 amino acids. The record is from RefSeq and is a predicted model, not a curated record.
UCAAACGAGAAAGUGAGGUUAACAGAAUCAAAACAUUCAUUGUUGUUGUUGUUUGGAAAAUGUGAUUUCCUUAGAUAAAUCAAUUGGAAAAUGGCAAUGGACAUGGAGUGUGUCCCGAAUAUAAAAAGGGACGCCCCCAAUAUCCUGAUAACCGGUACCCCGGGCGUAGGGAAAUCCACCUUGUGCGCCCAAUUAGCCGAGAAAACUGGCAUGCGUUGGCUGGAAAUAUCGAAAAUCGCCAAGGAAAAUAACUGUUUGGAGGAGUACGACGAGGAAUACAAGUGCCCCAUAUUAGAUGAAGACAAACUCCUCGAUGGCCUCGAGGAGAUCAUGUGCCAAGGUGGGAAUAUUGUGGAUUACCACAGUUGUGAGUUCUUUCCAGAGAGGUGGUUUGAUGUGGUCUUUGUACUGAGGGCAGAUAACACAACAUUAUACGAUAGGUUAAGAGGAAGAGGUUACGAGGGUAAGAAACUGGAGGAUAACAUCGACUGCGAGAUAUUUCAAGUUAUAUUGGACGAAGCCAAGAACUCUUAUAAAGCGGAUAUUGUGCACGAAAUCACCAGUGUUACCGAGGUACAGUUACAGGAGAAUCUGGAGAGGAUUGUUUUGUGGAUCCAGGAUUGGUUUAGGAAUAACGAAUGUUAAUGUUUGUGUUGAUAAUAAAGAGAUUUUUUUAUGUA